UUGACAGAACUUGACCAUGUCAUUUGCCGUGCUUUUGCUUACAAGGUCUCAAGUCAUACUACCGACAAGGACUUUGCAAAACUUCCAUAUGCCUUUCCCACCAAUCCACCAACACCCAGCUUGCACAAAGUCCGGUCACGAGUUGUGUUCCUCUCUGGUCUGACACCGGAAUUCUACGACUGUUGCCCAAAUUCAUGCUGCUGCUAUACGGGAGCCUACGACAAGCUCAAGGAAUGUCCAUACUGCCGAGAGAAGCGUUAUCGUGCAGAUGGCAAGCCU
Messenger RNA from Desarmillaria tabescens, 279 nucleotides. RefSeq lists its product as uncharacterized. NCBI's taxonomy places the organism in Eukaryota, Fungi, Basidiomycota, Agaricomycetes, Agaricales, Physalacriaceae. The transcript has a single exon. The annotation marks the transcript as partial. The record is from RefSeq and is a predicted model, not a curated record.